UCGAAUCCACCGCAUACGGCAAAAUGGAAAUGUUAAUUUUGCGGUAAAAGAUCCGUAAGAAUAAUUUUGAUGCGUCGUGGGCAAAGGGGGAACAACCGAAAACGGCAAUCGGGAAGCUUCUCUGCACCAUUUUUUCCGAUUUCUGAGGUUGAAGUUUCAUCAAUCUCAGCCAAGAAGGAUUCCAUUAGAGCUCAGCUUUAGAGAUCGGCCCCCAAUUUGUAUUCUACGGGAACAGAUCUAAUCUAUUAAGAUGAAUAUCUUUAGAUUAGCAGGUGAUAUGACCCAUCUUGCAAGCGUUCUCGUCUUGCUCCUCAAGAUUCACACCAUUAAAUCCUGUGCUGGUGUUUCUUUGAAGACUCAGGAGCUAUAUGCAAUUGUUUUUACGACCCGCUACUUGGAUAUCUUUACCGACUUCAUAUCUCUGUAUAAUACGGUCAUGAAGUUAAUAUUCUUGGGAAGUUCUUAUUCAAUUGUUUGGUAUAUUAGACGUCACAAGAUUGUUCGUCGGUCAUAUGACAAGAACCAAGACACUUUCCGCCAUCUAUUUCUUAUCUUACCUUGUUUUGUCUUGGCCCUACUUAUCAAUGAAAAGUUAACAUUCAAGGAGGUGAUGUGGACAUUUUCUUUGUAUUUGGAAGCUGUUGCCAUCCUCCCCCAGCUUGUACUUCUACAACGAACGAAGAAUAUUGACAAUUUGACUGGGCAAUACGUAUUUCUUCUUGGUGCAUACCGAGCUUUAUACAUUGUUAACUGGAUCUACCGAUACUUCACCGAGCCUCAUUUUGUACACUGGAUAACUUGGAUUUCUGGGCUCGUGCAAACGCUACUUUAUGCCGACUUCUUCUAUUAUUAUUUUCAGAGUUGGAAGAACAACCAAAAACUCCAGUUGCCAGCUUAAGAACUUGGAACCAACAUUUAUAUAUAAAGGAGAAGUCGCUUCACUUAUGACAUUCAGUUGUAUUUGUUUUUUUAGUUCACAGUUACCACAAAAUCCUGAUCUUUCUCGAAUCUUCCCAAGCGUGUGUUGUUCGCUCUGUUUAAACAGUUUUUGAGAGUGGCAGGUACUUUUAUUACUACUAAAUCAAUAGAGAAUACAUGCCUGUAAGUUUGUGCUGUGAAGAUUCUUAUUCUCAAUCUCCUUCCACAAAAAGACCCCUUAGCAAUUUUUAAGCAAUCUUUAGAAGUUUUGUGAUGUCUUUGAGGGGUUUAGAUAGAUGCAUUGUAGUGUGGCUAUCUAUGUUCAUGUUAUAAUGAGAUUACAUUGACCAUUCAUCAGCA
Cucumis sativus (cucumber) is the source of this 1278-nucleotide messenger RNA. RefSeq names its product ER lumen protein-retaining receptor. NCBI's taxonomy places the organism in Eukaryota, Viridiplantae, Streptophyta, Magnoliopsida, Cucurbitales, Cucurbitaceae. The transcript is spliced from 6 exons. Gene Ontology annotation, cellular component: endoplasmic reticulum; membrane; cis-Golgi network. Gene Ontology annotation, biological process: protein retention in ER lumen; endoplasmic reticulum to Golgi vesicle-mediated transport. Gene Ontology annotation, molecular function: ER lumen protein retrieval receptor activity. The record is from RefSeq and is a predicted model, not a curated record. Bases 251 to 898 code for a protein of 215 amino acids.